AGUUAGUUAACAACCGCGGUUUUAGUCGUAGUGAGAACAAAAAGCGCUGCUGCACACCGCGUAUAACUAAUUAACAUGUUUGUGUUGUGCAUUGGCCCUAAUAACUUAUAGUGAAUAUUGACCUCUGCGGUUAUAUAGAAAAGUGGCCAUAAUUGGAUUAUUGGAGCGCGAUUUUUUUUAAGGCAUACAGUCAGUCAUGUUUAAAAAGCACAGGACAAAAGCGAUGCCGCCCCCGCCUGCGGCGGUGCAAAACGGCCACGAAAUCGACAACAACAACGUGGUGUCGAAUUCGCACAAAAAUUCCCACAACAGCACGGCUUCGUCGGUAACCAACUCGUUGCAAUUUUACUGUCAAUUGGCUCACGGAAGCCCUACGGCUUUUGUAGCAGGAUUUUCGAAUGUACGAGAACUUUAUGGGAAGAUUGGUGAAGCUUUUGAUAUGCCUCCGUCUGACAUCCUAUUUUGCACACUAAACACUUUCAAACCAGACAUGAAAAAACUCCUCGGAGGACAAAUCGGAUUAGAAGAUUUCAUAUUUGCACACCGAAAAGGGAGGCCCAAAGAAGUAGAAUUAAUAAAAAAUGAAGAUUCAUUAGGAUUGACAAUAACUGAUAAUGGAGCCGGUUAUGCUUUUAUUAAAAGAAUCAAAGAAGGCUCAGUUAUAUCAGAAAUUCCACACAUAAAAGUUGGUGAUCAUAUCGAAAAACUCAACGACAUAAGUAUGGUAGGCAAGCGACACUUUGAAGUAGCAACAGCCCUAAAAAACAUCCCCCUAGGUUCCCCUUUUACCAUAAGACUAGUAGAACCAAUGUCCAGCGGGUUCGGACAAAUUGCACCCAAAGGAAGCAGCAAACCGCAGAAAAAGGCAGCUUAUGGUUCAGGCAAAGAAACCUUACGAUUCAAAGCGGGAGGUAAAGCGGAAAUCCAAGAGCAAGAUGACGCCAUGGAUACAGGAAUAGAAAAAAUCAAUGGGGUUUUGGAAUCGUUUAUGGGCAUCAACGAUUCAGAGUUGGCUACUUUAAUAUGGGAAACCAGCGAGGGUAAACAGAAUUCUAUGGAAUUUGCUGAAGCUAUUGACGAUUCCGAUUUGGCCGCUUUUGAAUUUACUGAUGAACUUAUUAUUGAACUUUGGGGGUGUGUUACAGAUGCUAGACAGGGUAGACUUAAGUGAGGUGUUUUAGUUUUUUAAGAUUUCAAGUGCCUAUUAUACAAUUUUUGUAUUUUUUUUUUUUGACUGCAAUCAAUAAUGUAUUAUCGAUUUUGUGUUAAUGUUUUUUUCAUAUAUUGAUAACAGAGCUGAAUUCAAAAGUAUUUUGAAUCAAAAAUAAGCCAGCCUGGUACUUCCCAGCUCUGCUAGGUAUUUCAUUUAAAUAAGUAUUCUUUGUAAAUUUAUGUUUAAACAUCAUAUUUUAGUUUUUUUUUUUUUUAAAGAAAAAUGACUUAUAUUUUAUAGGAAAUAAAUAUUUAAUAAAUAACUAUUUUCCCA
Ceutorhynchus assimilis (cabbage seed weevil) is the source of this 1486-nucleotide messenger RNA. The record is from the annotation of a GenBank genome assembly. Lineage: Eukaryota; Metazoa; Arthropoda; Insecta; Coleoptera; Curculionidae.